AUGAGGCUGUUGGUGACUGCUGUGUUAAUCUUGAGCGCGGUGUGUUUAACAUGUGGUGACACAAGUGAUUUUGAAAAACAAUUGCGCGUGCUUAACAAACAAGUGACUGUACUACUAGAGAAGAGAAAGGAAGAUAUGAAGAGUAUAGAGGAUAAUAUGCGGAAAACGAUAUACGACACUCCAGAUCUCGAAAUUAUUCGUAACGACAUGAAAACAUUGAGAUUAAAAGUUGACCAACUGAGUUCUGGCAAAAUACCAACUUCCCAACGAGAGAAGAACGACAAACUAACGAUUAAGUAUUUAUUCACCGCCAUGGAGGAACUGAAAACUGAAGUUACUGAACUUCAAAACACCCUAAACUCAUCGAUAAUCUUACAGAACCAUGAACGCGUAGAGACGGAAAUGAGUUUAUUGAAAAGUGACAUCACUAAUCUGAACAGCGAAUUGGAGAAUGCUAGAAGACAGAACGUUAAAUAUGAAGCGGAAUUGCAAAUGUUUCGCGAGGAAAUGGAUUCAGUUAAAGAGAACUGGAGAAGUACCGCGGUAAUGUGUGGAAAAACAAAAAAUCAGUUAAAAGCUGCUCAAUUUGAAUGGAACCAAAAUUGGAAAAUAUUAAAUGAAAAAUCCCCUGUACUUGAUAUAGAAAUCCCCGGCCAUCCACCUAGACAUCAGAAAGUGCUGAAGCAACACAUAAUAAAUUUAGAAAAACGAACAAAAGGUCUUCAUAAAGAAAACUACUUCCUGAAAAAUAAAUUUCUUAAAAUGGAAGAAAAGAUAAAAGAACUUGAAAGUGAAUUACGAACUAAACAAAAUUCAAAUAAAAUAUACGAUAGAAUUAAUGGGAACGAAAUAGAAAAUUACAUUCAUCAAGAAAAAAUCAAAGAAAUCAAAUCAUCAGACAAAGAAAUAUUUGAAAAACUGUUGGAUCUGACUGAACAACAGAAGGUUAAUACGAGAUCAAUUCGUAAUUUGACGAAGCAGUCGUCUAAUUUCGACAAGCUACAUUUAUCUAUGUUAGAGCUACUAGAAAAUGUAGAAACAAUUGAAAACAAAGUUGAGAAAACCGUUCCCGAAUUUAGGAAUGAAAUUUCUAAACUAGAAGUACAAGUUUCUGAAUCGUCAUCGGCAGUAUCACUUUUAAAAGAGGAUCAGAAAAAUAUUAUAGACUCUUUAAAGGCUAUUGGUUUUUCAGUGUCCAAUAUGCAAGACAGAACUAACGAAGACCGUAACCGAUUGGAUAAAUUAGAUACAACGAUUGAAAAUUUGUUACGAUCUUCCAACAUUCAAACAUCUAAACUCCAUGACCAUAUAUUAAAGGAAGAAAGCAACCUUAUUAAUGUAAACGCAACAAAAGCUACUAUCCACUUAGUUCAAGAGCUCAAAUCCUUUGAAAAGGAAUAUAAGAGCAUCGUAAAUAAGUUACCAAGAGACUGCAGUACCGUUAAUGGACCAAGUGGCAUUUACCUCAUAUCACCAGGGGAGACGGAACCCAUAUUAGCGCACUGCGAAGACGGUUGGACGACUAUUCAGAAACGUUAUGAUGGCUCUAUAAAUUUCAACCGCAGUUGGAACGAAUAUUCCAAUGGGUUUGGCUCGGCUACUGGAGAACACUGGCUGGGCAAUAAAAACCUACACUUCUUAACGAAAGAAAAUUGUUCCCAGUUGCAAAUUAACAUGAAAGACAUAUUCGGAAAAUACUGGCAGGCGAACUACGGACACUUCCACGUAGGAAAUUAUUCCUCAGGUUUCAAACUAUCGGUUAGCCAGUAUAAGGGAAACGUGAGCGAUGCUCUUAAUUAUCAAAAUCUAAUGGAAUUUUCCACUGUUGAUAAUGACAGAGACAUUUCGAAUACUCACUGUGCGAGUAAUUAUCAGGGGGGUUGGUGGUUUUCUCAUUGUCAACAUGCAAACUUAAAUGCUGGAUACAAUUUAGGUUUGACAUGGUUUGAUAGUUCUAAUAAUCAAUGGAUUGCGGUCGCUCAAUCCGAGAUGCGUGUAAAACGGAGGGAUGUUUGUUAGUUUUAAGUAGGUAGUUCCGAUAAUUAUAGUACUGAGUAGUUAUAGAAGUAAAAUCCAAAGAUAUAUUACAUAGUUUGUGAAAACGAGAAUAAAACAAAACACAUGGAAAUCACAUGAACCUAUUACUGUUACCGAAUCAAUCUAUCUAAAAUUGAAAAUACUAAAUAUGAUGGACUUUAAAAUGUAGAGAUAGGCUUGUAUUUCAAGAAAACUGGCUUAUUUUAAUAGUGUGGCAAGAGAGACUUCAAAUAUUAUUUACACAUGCUAGUUUUGACUUUGGAAUAAAAACUAACUUAAAAUCAAAUGCCUAAAAAUAUUUGUUAAACGUUUGAUCUUGCCAGUAAAUAAAUGAACCAAAGACCCAAACUAGUUCAUUAAUUAUUUAUUUAUAAAUUAUUGUAAUUGGCUAAAACGCACAUCAUGUACAUAGUAAUAUAUAUAUUGUAUAUGUAAAUUUUUGCCAUAUUGUAAAUUUAUCUUGACACCAUGUAAAUAUUAACCGUUAAGUAUUUAUUGAAUGUAUGUACUUUGAAUCCUUUU
Molecule: messenger RNA, 2559 nt
Organism: Anoplophora glabripennis (Asian longhorned beetle)
Lineage: Eukaryota; Metazoa; Arthropoda; Insecta; Coleoptera; Cerambycidae
Product: protein scabrous
Exons: 4
Coding region: 1-2019 (672 amino acids)
Source: RefSeq, a predicted model, not a curated record